Molecule: messenger RNA, 2431 nt
Organism: Musa acuminata subsp. malaccensis (wild Malaysian banana)
Lineage: Eukaryota; Viridiplantae; Streptophyta; Magnoliopsida; Zingiberales; Musaceae
Product: protein MALE DISCOVERER 2
Biological process (GO): protein phosphorylation
Molecular function (GO): protein binding; ATP binding; protein kinase activity
Source: RefSeq, a predicted model, not a curated record
GCUGACUUAUUUCCAAAGCGGAAUAUGUAGAGAACAUUUCGUCGUCGUCGCCACCGCUGCUCGAAUUCCGCGUGCCGCCUCGCCUUCCCCUUAUACGCCUCCGAAGUCAUCCCCUUUCCCCUUCGUUGACUUGGUUUCUUGCUUGUUCUCAGCGGCAAUUCUUGGAUUCUGAUCGGGAAGAGAAGUGUUCGGGUUGGUAUCCGGUGGAGAGGAAGAUAAAGAAGUGAUCUUUCGGCGGGAGUUCUUCCUGUCUUUUGUUGUUUCUCGUUAUUGAUUCCUGAAUCUGGUUGGGAGAGUCGGUAGGGUUGGUUUGGUGAAGGAAGAUGGACAAGUGGAUGCUCUGCGUGAUCUUGCUGUGGGUUCCUUUGGCGUCAGGCGCGUCUCUUAACGAAGAAGGGAGGGCUCUUUUGGCGUUCAAAGAGAGGGUAGAGUUCGAUCCCUAUGGUGCUCUGUCGAAUUGGGACGAGGCCGCUGACAAUCCUUGCUUGUGGUUUGGCGUGGAGUGCUCCGAUGAUGGAAAAGUCGUGGUCUUGAAGCUGAAUGAUCUUUGUCUUAAAGGGACACUCACGCCUGAUAUCGGGAAACUAAUCGACGUCAAAUCUAUCUUUUUGCAUAAUAAUUCCUUUUCUGGAGUCAUUCCUGGGGAGAUUGGGAGAUUACAGAAGCUGGAGUUGUUGGACUUGGGGUGCAAUAACCUCAGUGGACCACUGCCGUCUGAACUUGAAAAUAUUUUGUCCCUACAAGUCCUUGUACUCAGAAACAACAGAUUUGCUUAUAGCCAAUCACCAGAACUAUAUGAUCCCAAUGAUGAAGAGCUGCUAUCAUCAAACAGGCAACUUGUUAAAAGGAAAGUUGAAAAUGCAACCAUCAGGAGACUUAUCCAAAUCAAUGGCAAUCCAUCACCUUCAGAUGCCAAUGGUCUACCACCACCACCUGGUCGUCAAAAUGAUUUAAAUUUAAACAGUAAUCAGGCACCAUCACCAUCACCUUCAUCAACUUCUCCAAGUAACACUAAAAGCAGCAGCCCCUCAGCUGUGCCUUCACCAUCUGCAACCGGAGAAAUACCAGAAACCCAUGAAGUACCUUCCAAAAAAUGGGUUAUUUUUCUGAUAGUUGGAGUUCUGCUUAUUGUUGUUGCUUUAUCUGCUGCAUAUGUCCUUCGUUAUCUAACCCAAAAGUCUGUCACCAUAAUGCCUUGGACUACUGGCUUGAGUGGGCAAUUGCAGAAAGCAUUUGUUACAGGUGUGCCGUCGCUGCGACGAUUGGAACUUGAAACAGCAUGUGAGCAGUUCAGCAACAUAAUUGGUUCUUUAUCUAAUUGCUCAUUGUACAAAGGAACACUUUCAAGUGGAGUUGAAAUAGCGGUGACAUCUACUAUUGUUACGUCAGCUGUAGAAUGGUCAGAAGAAUAUGAAGCUCAUUUCAAGAAUCAGAUCUCUACAUUGUCCAAAGUGAAUCACAAGAACUUCAUGAACCUCCUUGGCUAUUGUGAGGAAGAAGAACCUUUUACUAGGAUGAUGGUGUUUGAAUAUGCUCCAAACGGGACACUUUUUGAACAUUUGCACAUCAAAGAAGCAGAACAGUUGGAUUGGCCUGCACGGAUGCGCAUAACCAUGGGGAUAGCUUAUUGUCUAGAGCACAUGGAGCAGCUCAAUCCUCCUCUUGUUCUUGGAAACCUUAGCUCUUCAUCCAUCUAUCUAACUGAAGACUAUGCAGCUAAGAUUUCACAUCUCGAAUUCUGGAACGAGGAUAAGGAAGCAGGGGCAGAAUCUGAAAGCUCAAACCCGGAGAGUAUUGUUUACAAGUAUGGGAUUCUUCUACUGGAAAUUAUCUCUGGAAGGCUUCCCUUCUCCGAAGAUGACGGCCUGCUUGUGCUCUGGGCUUCGAGCUAUUUGAACAGGAAAAGGCCCUUGAUGGACAUGGUCGACCGGACUCUCAAUUCAGUCCGAGAGGAAGAUAUUACUGAACUUGCUGAUGUGAUAGUGUCCUGCAUAGAUGCAGCACCAGAGAAGCGCCCAACGAUGGCCCAAGUUGCUGGACGAAUGAGGAUGAUUACAGCUAUUCAAUCGGAGGAAGCUUCUCCAAGAUUAUCACCAUUGUGGUGGGCAGAACUCGAAAUUAUUUCUCAGUAGAAUAGCUGGAGAUGGGAGUUGGCAAAGGCUAAAUAGCAAUUUUCUUUACUUUUGUUCUCUUGUACAAGCAUUAUCCUACUAUGACAGUGGGGAUGUAAAGUGCAUGGUUUGAUACAGAGCAUGUUUUCUUUUUCUGAUAAAGAGCAUGUGACCUUAUGUUCUAGUUCUGUUUGUUGGGAGAAAGUAGGAAAUAGAGGAGAUAUUGUGAAGCCUAAAAGUCUGAAAAAUGUAGAUAUUACUAUCAUUUUCUCAGUGCACAUGAUAAAAACUUAGUCCUCAAACAUAAUUUUGGCAUAAAA